GGUGGGUUUUUGGUGUUCUUCUUCUUCCACUGAACAGUGAAGUAAACGCAGUCCCUCCCAGCAAAGCAUGUAUUAGGAAGAAAGAAAGUCAAAGAAAUGGAGGUUCUCUUACCAUUACCGAACAACUCCCUUCUUCUCCUCCCAAUCUCCAUCACCACAGGCAGAGGCAGAGCUGCUCCUAAACCUAAACGACGGCGUCACUGUUGUCGUUCGUCCGUCGAAGAAAUCCGCGUCUGCAACAACCGAACUUGCCGACGACAGGGCUCGCUCCAAACCCUAGAAACCCUCGCCGGUGUCGCUCCUCCGAGCGUCACUGUCAAGGCGUGCGGGUGCCUCGGCCGCUGUGGCUCCGGCCCCAACCUCGUCGCCCUCCCCGGCGGCGUCGUUUUCGGCCACUGCGCCACCGCCGCCCGCUCGGCAGAGGUCAUGGUGGUUCUCUGCGGGGCGGACCCGGACGAUGCAAAGAAGAGCCUUGAAGCUCUUGCGUUGAGGAAGAAAGCCGAAAUUGAGUUGGAGAAGGGGAGUUUUCUCAACGCUGAGUCGCUUCUUUCUCAGGCUAUAGAAUUAAAACCAAUUGGUGGUAUCAAUAUUAUAUACAAAGACAGGUCUCGCACACGAUUGGCAAUGAGCAAGUAUGCUGAAGCUCUUGAAGAUGCUAGAGAAGCUUUGACAUUUAGAACUCAGUAUGUUGAGGGCCAUAUUUGCCAGGGUGAUGCAUUUUUGGCUAUGAACCAAUUUGAUUUAGCUGAGAAGUCAUAUUUAACAGCUCUAGAUAUUGAUCCAUCUAUUCGACGUUCAAAAUCAUUCAAGGCUCGUGUUGCAAAGCUUCAGGAGAAACUGGCUUCUGUAAACAUGCCUUGACAUUAGCAAUGCAACUGAAGUUACUUGUGAGUCAAGAAACAAAACACGAAGACCAACGGCAGGGUUUGUUUGGUGGAUGAGAUUAGGGGGAGAAUUGGACGAGCUAAUCUCAGUCUGGUAGUCUUAUGUUUGGUGCAUCAUUUUGGUUAAGAUUAGCAAUCCCAUUCAAAUGAGUGGGAUAACUAGUCCUGUUGAACUUUGUGAAUUAUCAAUCCCAAGCUUACGGGGUAGGUCCACCUUUAUAAUAUUUUUCAUUUUUUUA
Molecule: messenger RNA, 1123 nt
Organism: Morus notabilis
Lineage: Eukaryota; Viridiplantae; Streptophyta; Magnoliopsida; Rosales; Moraceae
Product: small glutamine-rich tetratricopeptide repeat-containing protein beta
Exons: 5
Coding region: 97-861 (254 amino acids)
Molecular function (GO): protein binding
Source: RefSeq, a predicted model, not a curated record